CUUGGUGUUUCUAGGAAGUCUUGCAAACCGAAACCGAGAGAGCGCGAUGGUGUUUAUCAGUGAUAUAUUAGCCACGUUUUCCAAGAAAGUAACACUCGUUCACAUACUCGGAAGUCACAUGGUGGAUAGGGUUAGUAUAGUGUCAUUUGUCCUUAGUGAGAGGAUCCCGUUCUUACUGCCUCAGUCGGAUUCUGUCGGGCAAGACCACCCAGCGGUGCAUAUGUUCCUCGACAUGAGCGGUUUCACAGGAAUACAAGGUUUUGAGAGGGGAAGAGGAAGAGGGCGUGGUAGAGGACGAGGGAGGGGCAGAGGACGAGGCAGGGGUAGGGGAAGAGGUGUGGCUUCAUCAGAGAACACAGAUGAAUCGACAGAAGUCACUGUACAGAGUGUAAGACGAGGCCUGACCGGAGGGGCGAGGGAACUGUGUGAACGAUACAUAGGGGACACUUGUUAUUGUCCUCGUGUCCACCACCAGAAGAAGGCUCCGUAUGUGUGGCAGUACCUGGACAACAUUGGCGAUUGGAAACUGUUGUCCAACAGUGAGAUGGAGAAGGUGGAGGAAUCGUUCUGUGACAAUGACGACAGCACAGUGGCUGAGGUCCGGUUACAUGGAGAAAUUGCAUCAUCAGAAGUAAACUUUGAAGAAAUACUUGACCCACCACGGCAGAAGUCGUACAACAAGCUCAGUUUCCGGCGACUGUCAACCCGAUCUUACGUGGAAGCCGGAACUGACGACAUAUCUCGUUACACGCAGUGGGUGUGGUACUGGCAGGACAACAGUAAAGAGUGGUCGCCCUUUAUACCGCCGGAACUUCAGCUGACCCUGGAGACCAAGUACCUGGCUGGACAGGACGCUUACUUCUACACUAUCGCAGAUCAGGAAUACCGCCUGGACUUCACCUCUCUGGUUCAGGUCAACAGGAAGUAUCUAACUCGGAGGCCAGUUCAGAGGAGGCCGAUGUUUGUAUCUCUUGAUACUGCCAGGAGCUACCAACAGACGUGUUCCAGUUUAUUGAUGUCCCUGUCGGCAGUAACACCAGCUGACGUCCCCUCGAACUGGACUCCACUUGACCGUUAUCAGAACAGUGAAAAAGUGGAACUGGAUACAAGCUCCGAUGAAUUUACCACUGUGAUGUCAUCCAUCUACAAAACUCUGUCAGCGAAUAGAUGUCAAGGCCAGCGAGUAUACAGACUGCAGAAUGCUUUACUUUGGCACAAUUUCCUCAGUAUGAAGAAGACACUUCAGAUGUCUCAUAGCACAGAGAGCAUUGAUCAGCGACAACUCUUCCACGGCACAGACACUCUAGACGUGGUCAACAACAUCUGCAUCAACAACUUUGACUUCAGAGUCAGCGGCAAGAACGCCACGGUGUACGGCAAGGGGGCGUAUUUCGCCCGUGACGCUAAGUAUAGUCACAGUUACACCAAAGGCAGGAAUAGGUACAUGUUCCUAGCCCGAGUGCUUGUUGGUAAGUACACACUGGGAGACAGCAGCUACACGAGGCCUCCACCGAGAAAAGGCCACGUGUUGUACGAUUCUUGCGUCAACGACAUUAACAACCCUUCAAUAUUUGUUAUAUUUGAGCGGAAUCAGUGCUACCCCGAGUACCUUGUCGAGUACAGAGAUGAAACUGUUGACGAAUCCGUGUCUGUGAGCAGAAGUAUUGGAAAUGUGACAAGAUCACCUGCGAGUGCUAGUGCGCCAGCCAAGACCGCCCCAGUUCCCUCUAUGAUCCGAAAACCGGCUCCACCUGCUCCAGUUGGAUCCAGUACCCCAACCUACUCCAGCAUCACGUCGUCAAUCAGGACGAGAUUGCCUCCGCCUGUUCCAACACAACCUGCUAAAGUCGUCAAUCCUGUGUCAUCUUCAGGCCCCAGUAUCACCAGGCCCUCUUCAAUGAGUGCGUCAACAUACGAACAUGCAUAUAUUGGAUCCAGUUCCCCCACCUACCCAUCGCCCGUCUCCAGCAGCAACACACCGUCAUUCAGGACGAGAGCGCCUCCCAGUAACCAGGCAUAUGGCAGUUCUGCAGGGCACAACCCCACCCGCUUUUCCGGAGGAGAAAUGCCUGUUAGUCGAAACUCAGGCAUCUUCUCCUCUCGUUCCUCCUUCUCAGACAAUGUUGCUGGAGAUCGGCAGAACAUACCCAAGAAGAAGUCGUGUAUAUUAAUGUAACGUUCGACCGUUUGAGAACCGUAUUCGUCUACAUUAUCCUUCAACUCUUACCCGUCCAUAGAGACGACUGCAUGGAUCGGGCGGUGACGUAAAGUGAUGCGAUGCGAUCGGUAGAAUGUCCACCGACAUCGUCGAUCAUUGCUGCUGUUAUCUUGUCUGGAUCCAGACAUCCAUAGAAACAUCCAGCCCAUUACCAGAUGGCGAGUUAAAGAACACCAGAACCGAAUUACCAGCCUCCAAAAAGUUUCCGUCCAAAAAGUUUCCGUCUGGAAAGGAAAUUACAGAAGUCUUUCAACAUUCAACAUCCUAAAAGGUUGUCAAGUCUGCAAUAUCCCAUUAGCUUACCAGAACAGAUUAGACAAUAUAAUCAAAACCAAUUAUAACUCUUCUGUGUCAUCGGCGUCCAUUUUGUUAUAUUACCUUGUUUUGAGGAGCACAUGUAUAAUAGACGAAUCCAAAUUCCACGUGUUCCUGAUUAUAGUUCUGGGUUUGCCAGCAUCCUACGCGUGCUUGUUGGUUUCCGCGAAGUGGUAAACGUCAAGGACUAGCCAAACUGGACUUCUCUACCGGUGAAGCUGAUCUUACUGAAAUAUUAACCUAAGUGACCUUAAAUUCAAACCACGGAUUUAUUUUGCCAGUAUGUGUGUAUAUAUGUAUUGCUUCGCCUUGUAUAUGACGCUUCUGGUUUCACAAUUAUGUUGAUCAUGUUUAACACGCUCAAAACACUUUUAUUCACUUCCAGUUACUUCCUCUUGUUUUCAACCCCCUUUUAUAUAUAUAUUAUCAUCACAUUUUGUGCAAUUACUGUGCGAUUUCCGUAUAUCGUUGAUAAUUUAUUUUUGCACAUAUGCAGGUAUUUAAUAGCUCACUAUGUAAUUUCGUCACUGUCAUCCACAAAUUAUGGCUGCAGUAAUGCCGAUAUUACUUCAGCUCACUCACUCACUUGAUGAAAUGGUACAAUCUACAGCAAAACGCAAUAAAAAUGAUCAUCCAUA
Molecule: messenger RNA, 3171 nt
Organism: Haliotis rubra (blacklip abalone)
Lineage: Eukaryota; Metazoa; Mollusca; Gastropoda; Lepetellida; Haliotidae
Product: protein mono-ADP-ribosyltransferase PARP12-like
Exons: 7
Coding region: 47-2176 (709 amino acids)
Molecular function (GO): NAD+ poly-ADP-ribosyltransferase activity
Source: RefSeq, a predicted model, not a curated record